CCCUGUCAGGACAGGAGCUUCAUAGUCCUUCAGCUCUGGAUGAGGGAUAGAGGGAAGAAGGAAAGCAGCAGAAGCAGGGGUGAAGUGGGGACAGAGGAGAGUCUCAGCUUCCUGUGGAGGCAUUCGACCUGCAAUCAGCUAUGUGGAGCAUCACUCUCCUGUGGGGAAGCAUCCUUCUCCUGCCUAGCAUGGCUGAAAGACCUGCGAUGCUAAAUUAUGCUGUGGCAAUGCCAUCGCAGCUAUACUACCCCUUCUCAGAGACUGUGUGCCUCCAGCUCAGCAGAAAACAAGCAAUCCCAAUCCAUGUGACAGUAACCUUACAAAGCAGAGCUGGGAAUGAGACUUUGAUCACUCAGUCCAUCUCUCAGCUCACCUUCUUUCAUUGCACAAGCUUCCAGGUCCCUCCUCCUGUUGGAAACCCUGAUGAAGUGGCUUUUAUUGGGAUCACAGUGCUGGGAGACAACUCAGAGUAUCAGAAGACACAGAAAGUCCUAAUCAAGCACACAGACAAGAAGACUUUUAUCCAGACAGACAAACCAGUGUACAAACCUGGGCAGACUGUCAAGUUGAGAAUUGUAACCUUGGACCAGAACUUCAUUGCCAGCACUGAAGCGCACCGCCUUGUGGAACUGAAGGACCCCAAAGGGAACCAAAUUGCACAGUGGCUGAAUGUUGCACCUGUGGGAGGCAUUGUGGAUCUAUCCUUCACUCUGGCUGCAGAAGCACUGGUUGGAGAGUACACCAUCAAAAUGCCUGACUACAUGCAUACCUUCAGGGUAGAGGAGUAUGUGCUGCCCAAAUUCAGUGUCUCCAUCCAGAUGCCUCAGGUUGUCACCAUCUUGGAAGAAAGCUUCCGUCUCCUCGUCUGUGGCAUGUACACGUAUGGGAAACCAGUCCGGGGCAGUGUGAAGGCCGCAGUGUGCCGUAAGCAUAUCCGGUACCAUCGGAAAUCUUCCAAAGCCAAGCGCAGCGUUUGUAAGGAUUACUCUGGUGAGACAAAUGAGGAUGGCUGCUUUGCCACUGAGGUGAAUAUUAAGUUCUACCAGCAGAAGCGUGACAGUUAUGAUUUCAACUUGGAAGCUGUGGCUUUUCUGAAAGAAAGUGGAACAGGGGUAGAGUUCAACACCACUGAAAACUGCAAGGUCACUUUUGAUAUCACAACUCUCCAGUUCUGGGGGACAAGCUACUACUAUCAGCAAGGAGCUCCCUACUAUGGAAAUCUGGAACUCAAAAGUGCCAAUGGGACACACCUGAAGAACAAGGAAGUGAUUCUUACUGUGUCCUAUGGCAGCCAGAAGCAGACCAAGACCUACUUCACAGAUGACACUGGGAUGGCCUCUUUCACCUUAGAGACAUCAGCGUGGGGCAACAGUAGUAAAGUUUUGCUGCAGGCAAAGACCCAGCCGGAGGACUUAGGUGGUCGAAAUGUGAGAGUGUCUUAUGGCACUGCAUCCCUCACACUGAGGGCCUUCUACUCUUCCAGCCACAGCUCUGUGAGGAUCCAGCCAGUGCAGGCAAUGCUGCCUUGCAGGGACAUGCAGCAGGUCACUGUGCAUUAUCGCAUCCAAGCCACGGAGCUGGGGGAUGGGGCUGUCAGUGCAGACUUCUACUACCUGGUUUUGGCCAGAGGAUCCCUUGUGCAUCACGGGCAAACAACAGUUCUUCUUGAUCCACCAAUAGGUCAGUAUAGUGGAGCCUUCAAUGUCACUCUGCCUAUUGAACGCAUUUCACCCAUGGCUCUCCUCUUUGUUUACACUGCCUUCCCUGAGGGACAAGUGGCAGCUGACACCUUCAGUCUGAAAGUCUCCAAGUGCUUCAGGAACCAUGUGAAGCUUGGCUUCUCAGACACAGUGGCUCUCCCAGGAUCAUCUGUCCAUCUCCAUCUGCAGGCUGCACCAGGCUCCCUGUGUAGCAUCCGGGCUGUAGACCAGAGUGUCCUGCUCCUGAGGCCAGAGGCUGAGCUAUCCAGGGAUAGUGUGUACAAUAAGUUCAGCUAUUCUCAAGAACACCCAAGCUCCCUUCUAGAUUUUUAUAGUGACUACUGUAGUAUCCACAAGAGCCCAGGAACCAUUGGUUCCUCUGAGGCCACCCCCCCACCAGGAACCAUGUCACCAUUCAUGUACAACAGAUACUCUUAUGCAGUGUCCCAACCAGAUGUUUAUGAACUUCUAAAGAAUUCAGGCCUAACAUUUUUAACCAACCUUAAAAUCAAGUCUCCGAUUGAGUGUCGCACCCAGACCACUUUCUACUAUGACUACAUGUCUUAUGACGAGCUGGCAGAGUUGGACAACUUGGAGCCAGAAAUGGAUGUUGCUGUUGAACGUGCUGAGGCAGAGCACACUGAGCUGGGUAUCGAGGCAGGGCCAGUACGUACCUGGUUUCCAGAAACAUUCAUCUGGACUCUGGUUCCCAUCAAUGAUUCAGGGGCUGCUGAGUUAUCUGUCACAGUACCCGACAGUAUCACAGACUGGAGGGCCAUGACUUUCUGCACCUCAGAGAGCCUCGGGUUGGGAAUCUCAGAGACCACCAGCCUGAGGAGCUUCAAACCCUUCUUUGUGGAACCCACCUUGCCAUACUCUGUCUUCCGGGGAGAGUCAUUUCCCCUGAAAGUCAAAGUCUUCAGCUACCUGAAGCAGUGCAUGGUGCUCCAGCUUAGCCUAAUGGACUCCAGGGAUUUUGAAUUUGUGCAUGCAAAUGUCAAAUACACUAUUUGUCUGUGUCCUGAUUCAUCAGAAACUUUUUUCUGGAAUGUGAAGGCUACAACAUUAGGGAAGGUGAAUUUCACUGUCAGUGCUGAGGUGAUGGACCAGGAAGAUGUUUGCACAGAGACUAAAGCUGUUGUGCCAGAGUCUGGAGGGAAGGACACAGUGGUUAAACACCUGCUGGUAAAGGCAGAAGGGCUACUGGAGGAAAAGACCCAGACCUCACUCCUGUGCCCUAAAGGAACUUCAGCUUCAGAAAAAAUCACUUUCACUGUACCAGAGAACAGGGUCCUUGGGUCGGAGAGAGCCCACAUCUCUUUCUUAGGUGAUAUUCUGGGGACAGCCCUAGACAACAUAGAUGAGCUCCUUCAGAUGUCCAGUGGAUGUGGUGAGCAGAACAUGGUUCAUUUUGCCCCAAAUGUCUUUAUCACACGAUACCUUGAAGAAACAGGACAACUGACUCCAGAAAUCAAACAGAAGGCAAUUGGCUAUCUGGAAAGUGGAUAUCAGCGGCAGCUCCUGUACAAGCACACAGAUGGCUCAUACAGUGCCUUUGGGGAAGGAAGUGAGCCAGGGAACACAUGGCUUACUGCCCUUGUCCUCAAGACCUUCAGCCAAGCCCGAGAGUUCAUCCACAUAGAUGAGCAGAAUAUAAAGGAUGCUGCCAGUGCCCUGAUUAAAAGUCAGAUUCCAUCUGGCUGCUUCAGGAGUGUGGGGAAACUCUUCAACAAUGGUCUGAUGGGUGCAGUGGAGGAAGGACUGGGACUGAGCUCUGUGAUCGUCACCGCUCUCAUGCACUCAGGGAUGCCACGCUCUGAUCCAGUUGUGUCAAAAGCUCUGAAAUGUAUAAAGGAUCUGGUCAAUGCUGAUACUGGCAGUCCCAACCUCUACAGCUUGGCACUAGCUGCAAAUGCCUUUGCAGUAGCAGGUGAUAAGGCCUUCAGGCAGAAAAUCCUCAAUAGACUGGAGAAGGCAGCCAUUAUAUCAGAUGAUCAAAUAUUCUGGAGUCAACAGUCCAGACAGGAAGAAGACUCCCUCUCUUGGUAUCGGGCUCCAUCUGUUGAUGUGGAAUUGACAUCUACUAUCCUCAUGGCUCACCUUUCAAAGUCAAGUUUGUCUUCAGAUGAAAUCAGAGAGGCAUCCCAGAUUGUGUCUUGGCUCACCAAGCAGCAAAACCCUUAUGGAGGCUUUGCUUCAACACAGGACACAGUGGUUGCCUUGGAAGCCCUGGCUCUCUAUGCAACCAAGACCUUCAGCAAGGAUGGCCCCAAUCUUCAGGUUUCUCUCUCCUCUGAGGGUUUCAAUCAGAACAUCCAAAUAGACAACACCAAUCGCCUUCUGCUGCAGACAGUGGAGCUGCCAGACAUUCCCCAGGACUAUACUGUGCAUGUGCAGGGCCAUGGGUGCCUCUACCUACAGGCCAUCCUGCGGUACCACAUCCCCCCCCUGAGGAGUGACGCCACUUUUGCCUUGUCUGUGCAAACAGAGUGCACUGCACCUAACUCCAUCCAGUUCCCUGUCACCAUUCAUGCUCGCUACACAGGGAACCGUGUGUCCACCAACAUGGUCCUGAUCCAAGUGGAGCUGCUGUCUGGAUACAGGCCUGUGGCAGAUUCACUGGAAGAGCUAAAGAAAAUGCCUUUAGUGAAGAAAGUUGAAAGUGAAGCUGACCGAGUCAUUCUCUACCUGGAGGAACUGACCAGACAGCCUCACACCUACACUUUGCUGAUGCAGCAGGACAUGCAAGUGAAGGAUCGUAAGCCAGCUAAUAUCAAGGUCUAUGAUUACUACAUGCCAGAAGAAACUACAGUGAUGAGCUACAGUGCUCCAUGCAAGUGAGGAACAGACCCAUCCUCUUCAGUCUCUUUUCAUUAGUUCUUUGUCAUCCCUGCCAAAAGCCACCACAAGUAGAUGAGAAGCAAAGAGAAAAUACUUGAAGAUACUCCUGCUGUGGAGCUAAGUUUCUGAAAGGCUCAGGCUGUACCUUACAUCUUAUUAAAAGUCAGGAGA
Calypte anna (Anna's hummingbird) is the source of this 4712-nucleotide messenger RNA. RefSeq names its product alpha-2-macroglobulin-like protein 1. NCBI's taxonomy places the organism in Eukaryota, Metazoa, Chordata, Aves, Apodiformes, Trochilidae. The transcript has 36 exons. The record is from RefSeq and is a predicted model, not a curated record. Bases 141 to 4541 code for a protein of 1466 amino acids. Gene Ontology annotation, cellular component: extracellular region. Gene Ontology annotation, molecular function: endopeptidase inhibitor activity.